GAGUGUGACCAUUUUUCAGUCUUCAGUUAAAGUUGCGUCCAUUAAAGACCAUUAUCAUGAGCCACAGCCCAGAGAGGAUGUCCUCCUACCGUCGUUGUUUCGAGGGCACGUCCGUAAACCAACUUCGGGUGGCUAGUCCAUCUCCCACCCGAAGGGAGACCCGCCAUAGGUCAGCCAGCUUCAACAGGAAUGUGGGGUGGAAGGUAACAGGCUGCAGGGCCCUCACCAACAAGCCUCGUCUGACCAGCAGUGCGAGUAUGAACACAUUGUGCAUGGAUGUGUCUACUAGACAAGAGGCGAAUUUGGAUCUGGAUGCAGCUGCAGCGGAGAACCAGGCAUUCAAGCUGACUCGUAGCAAUGAGAGGCAGGAGAUGGUGGUCCUCAAUGACCGCCUUGCAUCUUACAUCGAAAAGGUUAGAACACUGGAGUCCAAGAACAAGAUGCUGGAGGCUGACAUCGAGGCCUUGAAAAGUGCCUAUGAGAGAACAACAGGCCUCAGGCAGCUGUAUGCAUCACAGCUAAAGGAGUUGAACAGGGAAGCUGAGCAAAUAAGAGAGCAGAGGGAUGUGUCUUUGAUAGCCAAGGAGGCAAUGGCCUCUCAGCUGGAUGUGCUGAAGUCUAAAUAUGAUGAAGCUCUUGAGGCCAGGAAGCAGAAUGAGCAUCUCAUUGAGGCUCUGCGUCCGGAUGUGGACAAGGCCACUUCGGCCAGAAUUAAACUGGAAAAGCAGCUGGAGAACCUGGAGGCUGAGCUGACCUUCCUGCAGAGAGUUCACAAAGAGGAAAUCGACGAGCUGAUGCAGCAGAUCUAUUCAGCAGCCUCAAAGAUGGAUUUGAACUUCGACCUCCCAGACCUUUCCUCUGCUCUCACGCAGAUUCAAUCUCAGUAUGACAGCAUUGCUGCUAAGAAUCUGCUGGAAAUGGAUGCAUGGUACAGAUCAAUGUUUCAGGACAUGAAUGAUACUUCAUCCAAGCACGCUCAAAGGGUUCGGAGUCUGAGAGAGAAAAUUGCUGCUUAUAGAAAGAAUAUUCUGAGCAAAGAACGAGACUUGGAGUCACUAAGGGCAAGGAAUGAGUCUUUGGAGGCUCACAUCUGUGAUACCAAGGAGAAACAAAUGAAGUUAGAGGAAGAAUUAGAGGAGCACAAGGAGGCAAUUAAACAAGAUCUGAAGCUGACCAAGCAGAAGACUGCUCUGCUGAUGAGGGAAUAUCAGGAGCUUCUCAAUGCCAAAAUGGCAAUGGAGAUUGAGAUCGCCACCUACAGAAAGCUGAUUGAUGGCGAAGACAGCCGUCUGAGCACCAUGGUUGGGAAGUUAUUCCUGACCGGUUACCCUCAUCUCACUAACAGCAACCCCCCUGACCCUUUAGCAUCACUCACACCCCCUACAGGGUCUUUGAAAAUUAAAGGCCCCAAAGACACACGCACAAUCAAUGCUGAAACAGCUUCAGCUGCUGUAUCUACAGGCAACCCAACUGAUGCCAAUGUACAGCAGCAGGCAACAGAGGAGUCUGAGAGGAAGACUCUCCUUAUCAGAACAAUUAAAACAGAUGAGGACACCUAUGUGAGCGACACACAGAAGUGCACCAUAACCAUUUCUGGAGCUGCAGAGGACACAGAUGAAGAAUAAAGACCUCAGUGUAUACUCUCCUCAGGUCAUAAGCUGCAAAAUAAUGUUCCCAAACUUUUCAAUUACAUUUUGAAAAUCCUAGAAACCUGCACUGUAUUCAACAAGGAAUACCAUACAUUUUUAUGACAUCUGACCUUUUAUACACUGACUCUAGGUGCUUUAAUGUCUGCUUUGAACUAUCCCUAAGCUUAUCUGCUUAUUUAGUCUUCUAGUGUGUUCUGAACUUGGUUUUGAAGAUAACAAAAUAAACAGCAAGCAAAAGUA
Molecule: messenger RNA, 1889 nt
Organism: Girardinichthys multiradiatus
Lineage: Eukaryota; Metazoa; Chordata; Actinopteri; Cyprinodontiformes; Goodeidae
Gene: ngs
Product: notochord granular surface
Exons: 11
Coding region: 57-1625 (522 amino acids)
Biological process (GO): skeletal muscle organ development
Cellular component (GO): Z disc; sarcolemma; cell-cell junction
Source: RefSeq, a predicted model, not a curated record